Messenger RNA from Nematostella vectensis (starlet sea anemone), 4423 nucleotides. Its product is annotated as tyrosine-protein kinase RYK. Gene Ontology annotation, biological process: positive regulation of kinase activity; protein phosphorylation; cell surface receptor protein tyrosine kinase signaling pathway. Lineage: Eukaryota; Metazoa; Cnidaria; Anthozoa; Actiniaria; Edwardsiidae. The transcript is spliced from 12 exons. Bases 231 to 2135 code for a protein of 634 amino acids. Gene Ontology annotation, cellular component: signaling receptor complex. Gene Ontology annotation, molecular function: transmembrane receptor protein tyrosine kinase activity; ATP binding. The record is from RefSeq and is a predicted model, not a curated record.
GAUGCUCGUAGACGGAUUACGAUGUGUUGUGGUGAGUCUUUCCACACCUAAAAUAACAAACGACUGGCUAUUUUGCCAAGAAAUUCGAAAACUACUAAGGCAUAUCACCUUUCCUUAUUGUUACGUACUUCAGAGGUCAUUCUGGGUUGUAAAUAAUGUAAAUAGCAGAGCCAGUAAAGCAGUCUUUGGUCGACCAAGAUUGGAGUUGUAAACAAGAGAGUAGGACAAGAAUGGCCGUGGAUGUGUUUUGGCGAUGCGUUUUGCUGGCUUCCCUAGUGCUAAUUUUACUUGAUUCUAGCACUGUGCAAGGGCAGUUAAACUUUUAUAUAGCGAAAAACAAUGUGAACUCGUGCCUCAAAUUAAACUACAAUAUGGACUUGUACAUGAUAAAAAACGACGAACCUGUAUCCCUGCUCAAGGACUCUAGGGCUUUUAAGGACUUUCUGGCCCCGUUGUCUGCAAAAAUCGAUGUAGUAAAGCUCAAUUGGUUUUCAAGUCCGAAGACCUCAAGAUACCACUUAACUGUCCAGUCGAGUGAUACAGAGUCCAUGCCCCACCCUGUGCCAUCUCUGGCCGCAGAGGGGCUUAUCUCGCAUUCCAAAAAAGAAUUCUCCAUGUCGUUUGGCUGUACUGGACGAAAGGCAGGCUUGGUAGAGGUUUCUCUGAGGCUUAACUACACAAGUGUUAUCAGUGGGAAAAUAAGCAUGGACAAGAUGCAAUCUUUUGAUUUGGUAGUUCGCCGAUGGUGUGAUAAAACUGUCUCUGAUCCAACACCCAAGUCUACUAGUGGAGGGAUUCACUGGUCGCGUGCUGCAAUUGUAGGGUUAUGUGCUGGAGUAACACUUGUUCUUUGCAUGGCGGUGGGGAUUGGCCUGCUACUUAGAUACCUUCUAAGGCAGCGCAAACUGAAAAUGGAAUUUGAAGAUGACUUAGAGUUAACAGAAAAACGUGAAUACAGCAAAAAGAAAAUAAUGAGCCUCCCAAUGCCUAGCUUAUCAUCUCAAAAGAAAACUCCCAAAGUAAUAUACUCCCCAACAAGCUCUCGUAGCUCAAACAAGCGUCACAGCUCAUUGCCUGGGCCCUCCAGGCAGAGGUCAAUAACAAAUGUGAGUGACACGUCAACGGCUGGGCUGAUAUGCCUGGACGAUACAGAUGAUGAGGACCAAAACCAAGUGCAGAGUGUGUGCAAGUGUGAGUCUCGGGAGCAGCUAGUUGGGGGCAGAGCUUCGCAGGAGAGUAAUCCUGUACCAGAAACAACACCUCACAAGGCAGAAAUCCUGAGUGAGAUGAUGAGCAUGUGGUCCUCACAGCUGGUAGGAUACCUAGUUAGCAAAGAACAACUGGAAAUCAACGAGCUUAUUUCACAAGAAAAUGUUUUCAAUAUUUAUCAUGGCAGUCUUAAAAUGGAUUCUGAAGACUGCUGUAAACACGAGGUCGCUGUUAGGAUUCUAAGAGAUGACCCAGCAAGUGAUCUUGAAACAGUGGUGAGGUUUGUGCGAGGAGCCAUAGCCAUGAAGAGCAUGUCCCACCCAAAUGUGCUACCUCUAGUAGGGGUUGUGCUGCACCCCACAUCACUACCAUACAUCAUAACGCCGUACAAUAGGGACCGGAGACUGUGUGAUGUGUUGGUGAGGUCAAGAGGAUCGCAAACAAAGCCUCAGGGUCUAACGUCUGAAAAGCUGUUAGACAUUGCCAUACAAAUAACAAGGGGCAUGGAUUCCCUAACACUGCAGAAGGACAUAAACUUGUCAACACGGAACUGCCUAGUGAGUGAUGAUCUUCUAGUAAGAAUUGAUUCCCACAUGGAUGUGAAUUCCUCAGAUGUAGGGGGUGUUUCGGAAUGUCUUGAUAAUGCUUCCAGUUAUGAGAAAAAACAUGUGUUUCUGUUUGGUGCCAUUCUUUGGGAAAUCAUUACGCAUGGCGAAAAGAUAGCAGAACCCUACCAGUGCAGACCUGCUAACUGUCCUGAGGAGCUAUAUGAUACCUUGAUCAAAUGUAGACAUCCUGAUCCUGCAGAGAGACCAACAUUUUCCUGGUUGAGUGACUGGUUAGCUGAGUACCAAAGUAGGUUGUUCCCAGGAACCCUGUGUUUUCAGACACUUCAUGGUCAACACACCAUCCAAAUGAACUGCUGAGCAGUUCUAUUAUAAAUAGUUAGGAUAGAGCCUGGUACUAAUUCUACAGUUGUAGACACUAGCAAAGAGUGCUCAGUGGAUGUAUACAAAGCAUUUUUGUGUCCUGAUUCAUUUUCAAAUGUGGAUUGCAGUAAUUCACUGAGGGCAUACUGUAUAUUAUAAUUAUUAUUAUAGCAAUUUUGCAAAAUAGUGUACAUUGAUGCAGUGGCUAUUAUUUGAUGGCCAAAGAGGGAGAUACAUAUAAUUGUUGAACCCUUAGCUUCUCUCCUUAAAUCACUUAAUAAGUAUAAGUUUUUUUGUGGAUGAUCCAUGGAAAACUUUAUUAUUCUUGCAAAGUCUAGUUUUGAAUUUAGACCCUCAUUGUAAUUAAUGUGUCCUUAGUUUCUCUCUCCACAACAGGCAUGAAAGAAUUGGAAACUGGACUUUUGCCAGGAAACAGCGUUUUAUCAACCUUUAUUUUGCUUAACUCCUUAUACAGUUAAGGUCCCUUAGAACACUUCAUAAAAUUCUGUUUUGAUGUUAACCCACAAUGGGUUGUGUGACAUUGUAAAAAAUGCCAUUAAUACACCUUACAUGAAGAAUGCUCUCUGCUGCCAAAUUGAGGAAGGUGUUAUAGUUUGAGAAUAGACCACAAAAAUAGCUUUGUGUGCACUUAUUAUUAUUAUAAAUUAUGGGCUGGGUCCCACCGCUGGAAGCCUUAGCAGCUGUUGCACCUUGCUUGGCUUACUGGCGAAUAUUGUGAUGGUGAAUAUUGUAAAUACAUAGCUAUUUUCUGUUUAUGCAUUAGCAUUUUGACAUUAUAUUUACUCUAUAAAUACAAAGGCCCUGAUAUUUAUAGCUACAGUAUUAAUGUUUGGAAAUAUAAAGAUUUUGAGACUAAAGUAGUAGCAAAGAUGUUGGCUAUAGUGAUGAAGAGAUUUCAAUGUUGGUAGCUGCAGUAACUUUUUUCCUUGCUCUCAUUGAUUUUUUGAUAAAGAAUGGUAAAUGGUAUUUAAAAGAUUCAAUAUGCAUGUUAAGAUUUUACAUGAUAGUAAACUGACUUGCAAUUUUAUUUAGACACUGUGCCUGCCAGCGCUAGGUAUCCAUUGAUGGAUUGAUGGGCACUGUAUAAGUUAUUAUACCCUCAAAAUGGCUUUAUACUUCUAAUGAUUGCCUUAAAGCCGCAUUGUGGCCAGUUUACUUCCGGUCGAUUACGUAAAAAUCUACAAUGAUUUUUUACGGAAAACGCAAAAAAAUAUUUCAAAAUAUUGAAAGCAGUGUGUCUAUUGGAAGUUUCUUCAAGGAUGUGAUCGAUAAUUUAGAGCGGAUGGCCUGUUAAAUAUCUCGGAUUCUAAUAGAUUGUUUUGUCUUUUAACGGUUGAGGUAUCCGUCGGACCUCCGGAAGUAAACUGGUGACAAUACAGCUUUAAUGUCUUAUCCUUAGUACUGUAUAUGGUAUUUUGAUUAUUUUUUACUACUUCAGUACCUACGAUAUAAUUCAGAUUACCUUACCCAGCAACAUUUUAAGUCUAUCUUAUGAAAUAGAAAUACAUAGGAAGUAAAACGUUAUACUGGCGAAAAAAAUGUUUGAGGAGUUGUGUUCAGAAAUCAAACUUAAUACUGUCAGUUUCUUACUGUAUUUUCACUUUGGAAGUUUGAAAAUUUAUACUUAACUGUAUGUAGGGCUUAUACUUAAUUCAAUUCAGUCUCAAUCAUUAUCUAGUUAGCACUUUAAGCUGUCAAUUCCUAUUUCUUACUUCAAAAAGUCUUGAAGAAAAGCCUUAAUUUCAAUGGCAUAGGGGUUUACAUAACACCAUUUUAAGGAAUUAUGUCUAAGAGAUACAUAACCAAAGAGAGAGAAUGAAAGUAAUUAUCAUUUAGUACUCUUGUCACAAAUUUUGAAACCACUACCAGUGUUCUGUGUUUCUAAUUAUCUGUACAUAGUUCCGUUGUUUGCACACAUGUUAAUGCAGUUGAGAGGAUGUUUGCUGGUGUUGUUGGAGAUUGUUUUACUAUGCAAUCCAUUAUGCAAUUUUUGAAUAUUAAUUGUCAACAUUCAAUUCUGUCUGCAUACCAGGGUAUAAAAAUCUUAAUACUCACAUAACAUACAUGACCACAAAACGGCCAAUAAUUGUUUGCCUGUGACAUUGUUAUGUAUACACUACAUAUGUAGUUUAGAAGGCAUUACAAAGGUGAAAUAUAUUUUUGGAACACUCUCUAUAUAGGAGAAUGUAUAACAAGAAAAUUGUAAAUACUACAAAUAUGUAUGGUAAGAUGAAAUAAAAUUACCAUGGUUGUUUUUGUCAAUA